Dentiscutata heterogama is the source of this 599-nucleotide messenger RNA. Lineage: Eukaryota; Fungi; Glomeromycota; Glomeromycetes; Diversisporales; Gigasporaceae. The record is from the annotation of a GenBank genome assembly.
CAAGUGAUGGUCCCGGGGUUUAUCCCGUAAUUGGAGUGUCUAUCGCAAAUACUUCUCAUUUACCUGCUGAUAAAUUACAGCCUGGUCAGAUUGCUCGGAUCACAACAGGUGGGCCUGUGCCUCCUGGCGCCACAGCAGUAGUAAUGGUUGAAGAUACAACCCUAGUACGUGCAUCUGAAGAUGGUCUACAAGAAGAGUCUGUAGAAAUUCACGUUCAAGUUAGUGAUGGUGCAAACAUUAGAGAAAUUGGAUCAGAUACUAGCGUUGGGACCAUUGUUGCACGAAAGGGUGAACUUUUUUCAGCAGUAGGUGGGGAAAUCGGGGUUUUGGCGUCAGUAGGUGUAAAAGAGGUUUGUGUAUACAAACGCCCAGUAUUUGGCGUUUUGUCAACUGGAAAUGAAGUUGUAGAUCACAAAAAUGCGUCCGAAUUAAAGUACGGUCAAAUAUUCGAUAGUAAUCGACCCACAUUAUUGGCAAUUGCUAAAGCUACUGGUUUUGAAGUCAAGGAUUUUGGAAUUGUCUUUGAUGAUGCAAAAGAGUUAGAGAAAAAGCUAAAAGAAGCUUUAACACAAGUCGAUGUGUUAGUCUCAACUGGAGGU